This is a messenger RNA of Drosophila takahashii, 510 nucleotides long. RefSeq lists its product as uncharacterized. The record is from RefSeq and is a predicted model, not a curated record. Lineage: Eukaryota; Metazoa; Arthropoda; Insecta; Diptera; Drosophilidae.
AUGGACCUGAGCGAAGGAUCUAGACGCAGCGAACGCAUCCGCAUUCAUCGCAACCGAACGCGUAGUUUUGAGUCCACUCCGCCACCUGAAAGAGCUCGAGUGCUAUUUUUUCUGGAUGCAAGACCCGCUUCAUCGCGCAGAAGGACGACCAGACGCUCCAUGGGCCACCUCCAUAUACUUUCUGGUCCGGCCUUUGCAAACCGCACCCUCUUCCUGCCGAUGGAUCUGUCCAGCCCCUUUUCCAUGGUCCAGUCGGUGUUGUUGCCAGGACCAAGACCGCUGACGCCUGCGCCUGCUUAUCCCCAACGGAUCCGGUACUCCUCCGUAUCUCGUUGGGAUCCCCCGUUCCUGCGUCAAUUUCAGGGCCGGAACUUGGAGUAUGGUCAUGAGGUCAGGGGAGUCCUACUACUGGCCCUGAUCGUGAACCCUUCGCUGGAGAACCUUAUGCGCCUAAAUCCCACCAGAGGAAUGUCCCUGCUCCUGGACAUUGCCGCCUACUUUCUCCAAUAA